Molecule: messenger RNA, 2786 nt
Organism: Podarcis raffonei (Aeolian wall lizard)
Lineage: Eukaryota; Metazoa; Chordata; Lepidosauria; Squamata; Lacertidae
Gene: FGFR3
Product: fibroblast growth factor receptor 3
Exons: 18
Coding region: 217-2730 (837 amino acids)
Biological process (GO): positive regulation of MAPK cascade; positive regulation of cell population proliferation; positive regulation of kinase activity
Cellular component (GO): signaling receptor complex; membrane
Molecular function (GO): fibroblast growth factor binding; fibroblast growth factor receptor activity; ATP binding
Source: RefSeq, a predicted model, not a curated record
UCAGUGAGGCGGGGCAGGCAGGCAGGCAGGCAGGCGGACUGGCUGUCUGGCAAGGCUGGCGAGCGAGCGAGGGAGCGAGCGGAGCGGAGCAGAGCCGCCCGCGCCUCUGCCCAGAAGCGCUCCAGCGGCGCCAAGGAGCAGGGCACGGGGCCGCCACUUCGGGGACCCAGAGCAGGAGACCCCCGGCCAGCCCACGGAGCAGCAUGCAUCUGGAGGAUGGCUGAGGCGGGCCGAGGAAGCGCUGCCACCACGACCCACGGCGGGCUGCCCCGAAGCGAGAGGAGAGGAAUGAUUGCUGCGUGGGGAGCCUGGUCUUGCUUUUUCCUGGUCGCCACUGUGCACAGCCUCCCGGCAGCCAGGAUUCCUAUUCCAGACCCCGAAGAAACGCCGACAAGAGCACCAUUAGAUUAUUUAAGGACCGAUACAACAUUCCUUGAAGAACUGGUGGUUGGCAGUGGCGAGAACAUCGAACUCCUGUGUAACUCUCCGGUCUCUUCUAUGUCUGUCUUCUGGUAUAAAGAUGGCAUUGGCAUUUCACCUACUAACCGAACUCAUCUUGUCCAGAAGUUGUUAAGGAUUAUCAAUGUAUCUUACGAUGACUCUGGCCUGUACAGCUGUAAGCCAAGGCACUCCACUGAAAUGCUCAGGAACUUCACAGUACGAGUGACAGAUUCUCCAUCGUCAGGUGAUGAUGAAGAGGAAGAUGAAGAUGAAGAUGACUCUGAAGACGGAGUUGCUCCUUACUGGACCCGUCUCGAGAUAAUGGAUCGGAAGCUUCUGGCUGUUCCUGCUGCAAACACUGUUCGCUUUCGCUGCCCGGCUGCUGGGAAUCCCUCACCUUCUAUACACUGGCUGAAAAAUGGCAAAGAAUUCAAAGGAGAGCACCGCAUUGGGGGCAUCAAAUUGCGACAUCAGCAGUGGAGCCUCGUCAUGGAAAGUGUGGUUCCAUCAGAUCGAGGCAACUACACCUGUGUGGUGCGGAAUAAAUAUGGCAUCAUUUGGCAUACCUACCAGCUUGAUGUUCUUGAAAGAUCACCCCACCGUCCUAUUCUCCAGGCAGGAUUGCCUGCUAACCAGACUGUGGUGAUUGGGAGUGAUGUUAAAUUCCUGUGCAAAGUGUACAGCGAUGCCCAGCCUCACAUCCAGUGGCUGAAACACGUGGAGGUCAAUGGAAGCAAAUAUGGACCAGAUGGGACUCCGUAUGUCACUGUCCUAAAGUCUCUGAUCAGUGCAAACGCUGAAGCCGAUGCUUACCUAAAUUUGUCUAAAGUGACAGAACAAGAUGAAGGCGAAUAUCUAUGUAGAGCCAACAAUUUCGUAGGCAGAGCCGAAAAAUCAUUUUGGCUCCACAUUGACAAAUCAAAACCAGCGGAAAAGCGAGUUGCCGUGGACGAUUCCAGUUCCCUUUAUGCAGGCAUCCUCAGCUAUGGGACUGGCUUUGUUCUUUUCAUCUUGGUGGCCGUGGUGGUGGUUAUCUAUAGAAUUAAAAGGCCCUCCAAAAAACCGAUUAACACCACUACUGUUCAGAAAGUCUCCAAGUUCCCACUCAAGAGACAGCAGGUAUCUUUGGAGUCCAACUCCUCCAUGAAUUCUAAUACUCCUCUAGUCAGGAUCACCCGCCUUUCCUCCAGUGAUGGACCAAUGCUGGCAAACGUCUCAGAGCUUGAACUGCCUGCUGACCCUAAAUGGGAACUGGCAAGAUCUCGCCUGACUCUAGGAAAGCCACUGGGCGAAGGCUGCUUUGGUCAAGUGGUAAUGGCAGAAGCAAUGGGGAUCGAUAAAGAGAAACCGAACAAUCCUAUCACUGUCGCUGUCAAGAUGCUGAAAGAUGACGCCACGGACAAAGAUCUAUCUGACUUAGUCUCAGAAAUGGAAAUGAUGAAGAUGAUUGGGAAGCACAAGAACAUCAUUAAUCUCUUGGGGGCCUGCACACAGGAUGGUCCUCUCUAUGUCCUGGUGGAAUAUGCAUCAAAGGGGAACUUGCGAGAGUACCUUAGAGCCCGCCGGCCACCUGGCAUGGAUUACUCUUUCGAUACCUGCAAGCUGCCUGAGGAACAGUUAACAUUUAAAGACUUAGUCUCCUGCGCCUACCAGGUGGCACGAGGGAUGGAGUACCUGGCAUCUCAGAAAUGUAUCCAUAGGGACUUGGCAGCUAGAAAUGUUUUGGUCACAGAAGACAAUGUGAUGAAGAUAGCUGACUUUGGCCUUGCUAGAGAUGUCCACAACAUUGAUUAUUACAAGAAGACAACCAAUGGUCGACUGCCUGUGAAAUGGAUGGCUCCAGAAGCAUUGUUUGACCGUGUGUAUACGCACCAGAGUGAUGUAUGGUCCUUCGGAGUGCUGCUAUGGGAGAUCUUCACUUUGGGAGGGUCCCCCUAUCCAGGAAUUCCAGUUGAGGAACUCUUCAAACUCCUAAAGGAAGGCCAUCGCAUGGACAAGCCAGCAAACUGCACCCAUGAUUUGUACAUGAUUAUGAGGGAGUGCUGGCAUGCUGUACCUUCCCAGCGGCCAACCUUUAAGCAGCUAGUUGAAGACCUGGAUAGAGUCCUGAUCGUGACCUCAACUGAUGAGUACAUUGACCUGUCGGUACCUUUUGAGCAAUAUUCGCCUGCGGACCAGGAUACCCAGAGUGCCUGCUCUUCAGGAGACGACUCUGUAUUUGCACACGACCUUCUCUCCGAUGAGCCCUGUCUUCCCAAACUGCAAGGAAACGGCAUCGUCAGGACAUGAUGGCAGACACCCGCAAGGAAGAGACUCGUGAAUGUACGUUUUGGGGGAAGGCCCGG